AUACCCCGUUCAAAGGGGCUCCAAUAGCUUUACUAUUUGGGCGCCGCGUUCUUCGAUCCCCCACACACAAACACACGCACACACACACACGUCGCUCUCCCCGAUCGAUUUCGAAGCGCUCGCGUUCUCCGAUCCACCUAGGGUUUGCUCCUCGAUCCGAUCCCCUUUUGCUCCUCUGCCUCCCAUCUGUUUUUGCCCUUAAUCUCACCCCGUUUCUAUGAUUAAUUUGAGUUUUUUUUUUCCAAUUUCUUCGAUUAAUGCAUGUAAAUUUGGUAAUCUCGCUGUAAAGUUUCCAGUUUUUCGUUCAUUUAGGAUAGAAAAGUGAUUUGUUUGGUAAUGAGUAACGACGAGGUGUACUUCAAUGUGAAAUAGUUAUUAUUAUCUCCAUUUGAUUGGUUAGGAUAACCAUUUGGAGCAAAAAUGUUGAUCUAGGGUUUUGAAAUUGGGGGAUUUUUGGGUAAAUUAGCGAUGGGUAGCUCGAGCACUUGUAGGACAUCCAAUGCCAAUUGUAGGACUACGUUGCUAUUUAAUGAAUCACAAAAUGCUCCCAAAAUCCGUAAUUCCGAGGCAUCGGAGGAUGAGAUUGCUCUCCAUAGGGAUAUGGGAGCUUUGUCUGUUUCGAAGCGCCUCACGAAAUCCGUUAGUGAGAAGCUCAAGAAGAAGAAGAAGAAGAAUGGCCGUAGCGGCCGUACAAAUGAAGAGGGCUUGCAACUGAACCCGAAACCGGAAUCCGGUUCGUCCAGGUGCCUCAAUCUCUAUAUCACGGGCGGCGGGUGCAGGGUCAACGCCUGUGAGGAGUUGGAUCCGAAUCGGAGCUGGAGGUUGAGCUCCUUAGACGACUGUAUGCCUCAUAAAAUGAACAAUGGGGUCGAGGAAACAUCGGUCGAAUGCUCCAACAUUAUGCGCGAGCGGUUUCGGAAGAAGAAUUUGAAUAAAGAAAAGGCAAUUCAGCCGUGCCAGCCGAGCUCUACCACUCCUAGCGCUUCACUUCCUGAUGAUAUAUUGGAGAUGAUAUUGGUCCGACUUCCUCUGACUUCUUUGAUGGCUUCGCGAUGCGUGUGCAAGAAAUGGCGGGACUUGACCACCGCCCCGCAAUUUAUCCAGCUGAGGUCCAAAGGGGUUCAUCAGGAUCGAUGGCUAUUCCUCUUCGGGGUCACGCGAGCGGGGUUUCGUGGCGGAGAAAUGCAUGCGUUGGAUAUUGCCCUCGACCAGUGGCAUAGGGUUAGUAUGGAUAGACUGAUGGGUAGGUCCUUAUUUUCGGUUGCCGGGGUUGGCACCGAUGUUUACAUCGUCGGUGGUUGCUCUACCACUGGGGAUUCAAUUGUUUCGUUGGAGAAGGGAUCCUUUAAGACCCACAAAGGAGUGUUGAUUUACAGCCCUUUACUUGGCUCGUGGCGAAAAGCCACUUCGAUGAGGUCGGCGAGGUCCAGAGCUGUAUUGGGGGUCUUCGAGAUGACAUCUAGCUGCAGUAUUUUUCGCAUUCGAGCUAAUAAGAAUGUCGGUCUUCCUCUGAAGUCCAAGUUAACUGGGGUUUCCGAUGUUUAUGAGGACCCACACCGAUUUUCACUGAGGCGCCGCCUUAAAGAUGCUUUUGAGGAGGAUGACCGUAUAUCAGGACGCACAAAAGAAAACUACAAAUUUGAAGUAGAAAAGAGAAGUAAGAGGACAAACCUUGCCCUGAUUGUUGUGGGCGGUCACGGGUGUUGGGAUGAGCCUUUGGAUUCGGGUGAGAUCUAUGAUCCCUUUACUGAUAAAUGGAUCGAGAUUGCUAAGUUGCCUACGGACUUUGGGUCCACAUGCUCAGGAUCUGUUUGCGGUGGGAUGUUUUACGUGUACUCCGAAGCAGACAAACUUGCCGCCUAUGAUUUAGAAAGAGGGUUUUGGGUUCAAUUCCAGACCUCCCGUCCCCCUCCUCGGCUUCGCGAGUACUACCCUAAGCUCGUGUCUUGCAAUAAUCGGCUCUUUAUGCUGUGCGUGUCUUGGUGCGAGAGAGAUGGGAUUUUAAACAGGAGGGAGAAGGCCGUGAGGAAGCUGCUUGAGCUGGACUUCUCCUUGCCUCAUAAAUGGACUGAGGUCUCUCGGCAUCCAGAUGCACCCAUGGACUGGAACGCGACAUUCGUGGCGGACGGGGACCAUAUCUAUGGGCUCGAGAUGUUCCGGAUUUUCGGUCAGGUGCUUGAUUUUCUGACCGCUUGUAAAGUUUCAAACAGCGAGAUAAAGUGGUCCCGCGUCUCGAGGAAGCACGCAGCUCACGAGGCGGACGCUCCGUCAUGCUCAAUGAAGUCGAUGGUCGUGCUACAUCUGUAAGCUUGUCUCUAGUCGCUUCUGUAACCAUUCUUUUGAUGGUUUUAUCGUGUGCCCAAUUAUUCAUCAAGAAAAAAUUUCCUGUUGGUCCUUAUGUUGUAUUAUUUGAUUCGUCGAACAAAAUUUCCUAUGUAGGCCACUUAUUUGUGUCAAAGUCAUUGCUUUAUAUCUGUAUGGGAUUUAUUUAGCAAUGAUUUGGUGAUGUAAUCAAAGUUAAGAUUUCUUUCACUUCAUAUUCUUUUCUGCGUA
This is a messenger RNA of Ananas comosus (pineapple), 2553 nucleotides long. Its product is annotated as F-box/kelch-repeat protein At5g42350-like. The record is from RefSeq and is a predicted model, not a curated record. Gene Ontology annotation, molecular function: protein binding. Gene Ontology annotation, cellular component: SCF ubiquitin ligase complex. The transcript has a single exon. Lineage: Eukaryota; Viridiplantae; Streptophyta; Magnoliopsida; Poales; Bromeliaceae. Bases 469 to 2307 code for a protein of 612 amino acids.